This is a messenger RNA of Gadus macrocephalus (Pacific cod), 1256 nucleotides long. RefSeq names its product deleted in azoospermia-like (gene dazl). The record is from RefSeq and is a predicted model, not a curated record. The transcript has 10 exons. Lineage: Eukaryota; Metazoa; Chordata; Actinopteri; Gadiformes; Gadidae. Gene Ontology annotation, molecular function: RNA binding. The coding region runs from base 121 to 978 and encodes 285 amino acids.
AUGGGCGUGUUCUUCAAUUGGUUGUCUUGCCAGACACUGUCGAGAAUUUUUAAUGCAGGGAAGCGAAGUGGACAGACAGUGUCAGAUUUUUUUCUGUACUGACUCUUUUAUCAUUUUAAAAUGGAGCUCGACAAACCAAAGGACGACUGCGCGAAGUCGCCUUCCAAGCUUUCAAAUGGCUACGUCCUACCACAAGGAAAGCUGACACCGAACGCACUGUUUGUCGGUGGCAUUGACCUGAAGGUGGAUGAGAACGAAAUCAGGGACAUUUUUUCCAAGUUUGGUACCAUAACGGAGGUGAAAAUCAUCAGCUAUCGAGGAGGAAUCUGCAAAGGGUAUGGGUUUGUGUACUUCAACGAAGAGGUAGAAAUCCAGACAAUUAUUGAGCAACAGGUCAGUUUCAAAGGGAAGAAGCUGAAGCUGGGUCCUGCGAUCAUGAAGGAGAGGAACUCUCGUACUUACUCAAGCGCCAUGCCGAAUCUUCCCAAUGGACCAAACCACUGGGAAAACUCCAACCCCAACCACUGGGAAAACGCCAACCCCAACCACUGGGAACACCCCAACCCCUACGUGAUCUUUACCUACUAUCCACAUGUGGGAGGCGCGGUUCCCCAAGCCCAGCCAGGGACGGGUGGCAGUCACCCGUAUCCUCAGCAGCCGUACGCAUAUCCAAGGGCUCUAGGCGGAAUCAUGUACCCCCAGAUGCCCCCGACCUACGCUCAGAAUGGCUACUCCUUUCAGUACUCUGGCCCUGGCCCUGCCCCUAUCCCUGCCUGGGUCGGAGGAGACCAGCAUGGGCAGCCCAUGAAUCUGGUGAAUGCCCCUGUCCCUGCCUGGGUCGGAGGGGACCAGCAUGGGCAGCCCAUGAAUCCGGUGAAUGCCCCUGUCCCUGCCUGGGUCGGAGGGGACCAGCAUGGGCAGCCCAUGAAUCCGGCCUCUGUGGACUGUGGCGUCCAGACACUGCUGACUGUGCUGUAGUCCGCCGGCCCUCCCCCCUCUCCCCCUGUUCUCUCCCCUCCCAGUCAGGGUUGGGCGCAGUGAGCGCCAGCCAGCGGGAGGGCAGUAGAGGGACUGCUCUCCUGCCCAGCUGGAGGCGGCGCAGACGGCUCGUGGACCUCCCAUCCUCCCCCUCUCCUCCUGGGUGCCCUGGAAGGUUUCGGAGAGAGACACUUGAGUGCGGGCGUGCGCCGGCGGGCAAAGCCCUAUUCUGUAAAAAGAUCUUUGAAAAUAAAUCUGUUUAAAGCAAGACCCGAGAA